This is a messenger RNA of Zasmidium cellare ATCC 36951, 819 nucleotides long. RefSeq lists its product as uncharacterized. Lineage: Eukaryota; Fungi; Ascomycota; Dothideomycetes; Mycosphaerellales; Mycosphaerellaceae. The record is from RefSeq and is a predicted model, not a curated record. Gene Ontology annotation, biological process: regulation of transcription by RNA polymerase II. Gene Ontology annotation, molecular function: DNA-binding transcription factor activity, RNA polymerase II-specific; RNA polymerase II transcription regulatory region sequence-specific DNA binding. Bases 1 to 819 code for a protein of 272 amino acids. Gene Ontology annotation, cellular component: nucleus. The transcript has 2 exons.
AUGACCGUGGAAUGCCACACAUGCGAUCGGUGGUUCGUCCACAUACCAGCCGCGAUGCAACAUAUGGAUGCGGUGGGCCACUGGCGAGACAACGCCAAAUGCGAAAGUUGCAGCAUUCACUUCUUCUACGAGGACGAUGUAUACAACCACAUGGACGAUGAGAAUCACUGGGCUCCAAAAUUCGAGUGCGAGGCGUGCACUGCGAUGUUUACUUCGCAGCAAGCCGCUCGAAGGCACAUGGAUUCCACGAACCACUGGAGGCACCACUGGUGCGAAGAUUGCGAGAGAGGUUUUCAAAACGCAAACAAUCUACGGCAGCACCUCAACAGCUCCACCCAUCGAGCUGGCAGCAUACACUGCCCCUUCUGCAGCAAACCCCACACAACCGCCUCAGGAAUAGUCCAUCACCUCGAAACCAACAGUUGCCCCAACGCCAAGAACCUCAACCGUCAAAAAAUAUACGAAAUCAUCAACCGCUCCGACACCCGCGGCGUCAUUACCAACAAGCAGCUCACGUGGCACUCGGAGCAGAAUGGCGACCACAUUGCCAGCACCGCAACUUGGAACGGGAGACAGUACGAGUGCUACCUCUGCCACAGGGGCUACAAUACCUUGCGGUCGUUGAACCAGCAUUUGGACUCGCCGGCCCACAAGCAGAAGAUCUAUCAUUGUUUUGGCAGGGCGUGCAGUAAGCAAUUCACUGCCCUCGCGCAGUUGUUCAACCAUCUUGAGAGCGAGAGCUGUGGCGCUACGAGGUUCAAUGUUGUGCAGCAGAAUGCCAGCGAUAUCCUGACGGGGAGAAGGAUGAUUGCGUUUUAG